AUGGACACCCAAAGGGCCGGUACUGUCGAUACUAUGAAGCACAUCAAGCUGAAAGUUCUUGCUACUAAAGCCAGAGUAACGAGGCUCAAUUCUCUUAUAGAUGAACUCAAUGCCCUGAUUGAGAAUAUCUCACAAACAAAGUUCCUGCAACAGGCUGUUGGUGACGACAAGAGACAUGUUGCGGUUAUCAGCGCAAAGGAGAAUGAAAGCAAGGAGACGGAGACGCUGGCGGCUAUCCGAAGAGCUAUCGAGCUGGGGAUAAAUGAGGUAGAUGCGGUUUCCACAUUACCAGAUCUUAUCGGCAGCUCAUCGUUGUCUGAACCUGACAAUGCACAUGGAAGACAGCCCUUUCGCAGAGAGGAUGAAGAGAGUCCAGGAUCACGUAGACGAAGCAACAAUGACGAAAACCCUAUGGCUGCGACACAACCCGUUGAGCAAGAUACUUGCGAGCAAAGUAGCGAAGAUCGUCACCUCGAGACUGAGCAGCAUGCGAAGGAAAAUGAAGUUCCCAGCGUUGAUUUUGAAAAGCCAGUACAUGAAGAAAGAAACCGCGUUAAUUCGCCACCAGUAAAGAGCGGGGACAUAAAAACGAUUUUGAACGUUGUUACAACGAAUAGCAGUUCUCCUUUGGAGCAGAAGCUUGAAAUUGCACGAAGUACUGCGCUCGGCGGUGUACAGGAGACCAGACCAGAUGUGCUCCCACGUCGACCAGAGGCUAAAUUGAAAGUUUCAGGUCUUACGGACGAAAAGUUAGAACGGUUCAUGAGCGGAGAUACCUCCCAUGUUCCUGCCAAGGAACCUAUGUUCAAUAAGGAAGUUUCUAGAGGGAAUUCCACUAGGGAAUCAAGUAACUCUUCACGGCAAACUCCUACGACUUCUCUACCUCAGAAGCUGUUGGGAGUGCGUGUUGCUGAGAAAUAUAAGAGCAUCUUUGAGGAUGAAGAUGACGACGACGAUUUGUUUGACGUUAAGCCGAAGAAAGUGGAGAUCAAGGAGCCUAAAAAACCACAGUCGAAGCUUGCAGAGUCUCAGUUUGCGAAGGUAUUGGGCGAGAAGCUAGCGCGAGGACCUGUUCAGGUAUUUUAUUUCCUCAGUGAUUGUGAGGUGUUUCAUGCUCCAUUUUCUCAGCUCGAUAAGGAGCUGCGAUUACACGAAACUAAACCUGCAACUGCUAUAGCCAGCACUUCAAUAGCACCAUAUACUGAUGUUAUCGUUCCUGAGCAAGAAGAUUCUCAAAAGCUUACAGAAAGCAAAGACAGUGACGAUGCGUUUAAUGAUGAACAAGCUCCCACUGCAUCUGCAAGUGAGGGCUACGUAGAAAGCCCUGUUGCUCCAUUGUAUGAGGACCAUAAGAAAGAGCCUGUAGAAGCGUCACCCGAUAUGAGAACGUUUGUAAAAGUUGGAUCUAUUGGAGUGGCAAGUCCUGUGUUAGAUGAGGAGGAACCCGCGAAGGCUAAGCAAGACCAACGCAAGAUCUCGCAAGAUACUGGGAAAUCUCAUGAAAAAUUUGGAAAAAAUUCUCACAGCGAAGCAAAGCAGCACAGUGCAGUCAAAUCAUUUUUCGAUGCAGAUUCUGAUGACGGUGAAGAAGAUGACACAGAUGACACUUUAAUAUUGAAAAAAGAGGAUCAGAGUCCGAAAUCCGCAAUGGCUUCUGAAGCAAAGGCUUCGUCGUCAGCCAGUAAACCUAUUAUUAUUACGGCUCAGUCUCUUUUCGAUGACGAUGAUGAAUCUGAUCUUUCCAUUUUUCGUAAGAAGUAG
This is a messenger RNA of Strongylus vulgaris, 1761 nucleotides long. The record is from the annotation of a GenBank genome assembly. NCBI's taxonomy places the organism in Eukaryota, Metazoa, Nematoda, Chromadorea, Rhabditida, Strongylidae.